Molecule: messenger RNA, 480 nt
Organism: Fusarium vanettenii 77-13-4
Lineage: Eukaryota; Fungi; Ascomycota; Sordariomycetes; Hypocreales; Nectriaceae
Exons: 1
Coding region: 1-480 (159 amino acids)
Source: RefSeq, a predicted model, not a curated record
AUGCCCUUUUCUAUGGCCGAUCUAAACAAAAGAGAUGAAACAGCAUCAAAAAUUCCCGCCCCCGCAAAGGGAUUCGGCGCGCUGUUCGGCGGAGGCGGCUACGCAGAGGUUGUCUGCUGCCCAUUGAGCGUCAUCUUCUGGUCUGGAUACGCUAUUACAAAGAAGAUCAAAAAGAAGAGGCAAGAGAAGAAGGCCACGGCAGCGGAAGCGGAGGAGGAGGUAGCUGUCGGAAGCUCUGAUAGAACCAACCACAAGGAUGCGGAGAAAAUGGCUGAAGGGAGUCGAGCAAGCCAUGUCUCCCCGACGCCAAGUCCGGGCGAGGUAUCUGGGACCGCUCCACUUGAUCCGGCACUUCAGAAGCAUCCGAACAACCCACGGGUGUGCGACCCCGAGUGUCCGGGUUAUGGAAAGGACUUUUGUUUGGCACAUCAAAGGAAGGGAACUUCGCGCCCAACGAGCCCUGGUCUAUUAGCGGUCUAA